Molecule: messenger RNA, 1904 nt
Organism: Sardina pilchardus (European sardine)
Lineage: Eukaryota; Metazoa; Chordata; Actinopteri; Clupeiformes; Clupeidae
Gene: ugp2a
Product: UDP-glucose pyrophosphorylase 2a
Exons: 10
Coding region: 207-1733 (508 amino acids)
Biological process (GO): UDP-alpha-D-glucose metabolic process; glycogen metabolic process
Cellular component (GO): cytoplasm
Molecular function (GO): UTP:glucose-1-phosphate uridylyltransferase activity
Source: RefSeq, a predicted model, not a curated record
UGCCACAGUCUCUUUGAUUUCGUCUUCCCCACACGAGCUAUCACCUGCUCGGUGUCCCGUUAGAUUCUUUGCUUCUCGGGUUGGGGUGAAGUAAAAGUCCCAUCUAGGAGGACCAAUUCCAUUGCAAUUCUUGGACCACUGCAAGAGAGUUGAGUUGCGUUUGACAGUUGAGUUCGUCAUCAUAACUCAUAGCUCAGGUGAUAGAAAUGGCUUACGUUCCAGGAGGGUUGGGUAAGGGCACUGACGGGAUGACGGAGUUCCAGGAGAAGAUGCGGCAGCAGCUGGAGAGCUCCUUGCACUCGGAGCUGGACAAGCUGGUCACCACCGGCAAGGGCAACGAUGCUAAGGUGGCCCAGAAGGACUUUGAGGGCUUCAAGAAGCUCUUCCACAGGUUCCUGCAGGUGAAGGGCCCCUCGGUGGAUUGGGCCAAGAUCCACAGGCCCCCAGAGGAAUCCAUCCAGCCGUACGAGCGGAUCGCUGCCAAGGGGCUGCCGGAGGGCAUCCCGGAGAAGGAGGCCCUGAACAAGCUGGCGGUGGUCAAGCUCAACGGAGGCCUGGGCACCAGCAUGGGCUGCAAGGGCCCCAAGAGUCUCAUCAGCGUCCGCAACGAGAACACCUUCCUGGACCUGACCGUGCAGCAGAUCGAGCACCUGAAUAAGACCUACAACGCAGACGUGCCUCUGGUCCUCAUGAACUCCUUCAACACGGACGAGGACACCAAGAAGAUCCUGCAGAAGUACACCCACCACCGCGUCAAGAUCCACACCUUCAACCAGAGCAGGUAUCCGCGCAUCAACAAAGAGUCGCUGUUGCCCGUGGCGACCGACCUGGGCCUGACGGGCGAGAACGCGGAGGCCUGGUACCCGCCGGGUCACGGCGACAUCUACGCCAGCUUCCACAACUCGGGCCUGCUGGACCAGCUCAUCGCCCAGGGCAAGGAGUACAUCUUCGUGUCCAACAUCGACAACCUGGGCGCCACCGUGGACCUGCACAUCCUGCACCACCUCAUCAGCCAGCCCGCCGACCGCCGCUGCGAGUUCGUCAUGGAGGUCACCGACAAGACCCGCGCCGACGUCAAGGGCGGUACACUCACCCAGUACGACGGCAAGCUGCGUCUGCUGGAGAUCGCCCAGGUGCCCAAGGCCCACGUGGACGAGUUCAAGUCCGUCACCAAGUUCAAGAUCUUCAACACCAACAACCUGUGGAUCUCCCUGCCCGCCAUCAAGCGGCUGCAGGACAAGAACGCCCUGGACAUGGAGAUCAUCGUCAACCCCAAGACACUGGACGGCGGUCUGAACGUGAUCCAGCUGGAGACGGCGGUGGGCGCGGCCAUCAAGAGUUUCGACAACGCGCUGGGCAUCAACGUGCCGCGCAGCCGCUUCCUGCCGGUCAAGACCACCUCCGACCUGCUGCUGGUCAUGUCCAACCUGUACAGCCUGGACGCCGGCUCGCUCACCAUGAGCCCCAAGCGCGAGUUCCGCACCACGCCGCACGUCAAGCUGGGCAGCUCCUUCACCAAGGUCCAAGACUACCUGAAGAGAUUUGAGAGUAUACCAGACAUGCUGGAGUUGGAUCACUUAACAGUGUCAGGAGACGUCACAUUUGGAAAGCAAGUCGCCCUCAAGGGCACCGUCAUCAUUAUAGCCAAUCACGGAGACCGGAUCGAUAUCCCUGCAGGAGCGAUGCUGGAGAACAAGAUCGUGUCCGGUAACCUGCGCAUCCUCGACCACUGAGGUCGUCUUUGCAGCGACGAAGACGAGAAACCAACCAACCAAACAAGCAAACAUCACCACAACAACAACAACAAAUUCAACCACACACACGCAGCAGUUCUACGAUCACAAUGACCCUAAACACCCAGAUACCACCGCCCCCUGUGUGUGUGUGUGUGUGUGUGUGUGUGU